CUCGGCCUUCGAAAUACGAGAGAGUCUUUUAUGAUUCACGACAAGAGAAGGUGGAUGAGGCUCUGAUCACCGUAACCCUGUCCUCUUCAUCGUAGAUUUUACCCCAGAUCCUCUGCUUUGUGACGUAGGAGGAAGAUCGACGGCCCGUUGCAGCAGCAAUUUCGUCAAUCUUGAAGGUCGACGAGUUGGUGCAAUUGAUUUCCUGUGUGCGAGGCGUGCAAGAGGAGAAACAUUCACCAUGUUCUGCUGGCGUGCUUCGGUCCUGUCGGCACUGCUUAUAUCCACUCUCGGGCCUGUGAAGGCACUACAGGAGCCUCUACUCGACAAUGGCGCGUCAGUCACGAAAAGACGGCAAUUGCACGGCCGAUUCCUGCAGGUGACGGACUUUCAUCCGGAUCCAUUCUACAAGGUCUACUCGUCAAUCUCCGAGGAUGGCGCAUGCCAUAGAGGCUCUGGGCCAGCGGGCUACUAUGGUGCAGAGACAUCCGACUGUGACUCGCCUGUUUCACUCAUCAAUGCGACCUUCGACUGGAUUCGCCAUGAGCUCAAGGACUCGAUCGACUUUGUCAUCUGGACAGGCGACUCGGCACGCCAUGACAACGACGAGAAGAUACCCAGAAAUGUACAGCAGGUUGUUCAGCUGAAUCAACUGCUCGUGGACAAAUUCUACGAAGUCUUUGGCAAGAGCCAAGAAGAGCCUGACGACGAUCCGACCAACGAUCUUGUCGUUCCAGUCAUUCCCACAUUUGGCAACAACGACAUAUUGCCCCAUAACAUCUUCGACAGAGGCCCAAACACUUGGACACGACGCUAUCUAGACAUAUGGCGUACCUUCAUUCCAGAAGUCCAGAAGCACUCGUUUGAUCAAGGCGGCUGGUUCUAUGUCGAAGUCAUUCCCAACCACUUUGCCGUCGUCUCGCUCAAUUCGCUCUACUUCUUCAAUUCCAAUUCUGCCGUCGAUGGAUGUGCCGCCAAAUCGGAGCCCGGAUACCGCCAACUCGACUGGCUCCGCAUCCAGCUCCAAUACUUGCGCGACCGCAACAUGAAGGCUAUUCUUACUGGCCACGUUCCUCCGGCUCGCACCGAUAAUAAGCGCAACUGGGACGAGACCUGCUGGCAGAAAUACACCUUGUGGAUGCACCAGUACAGAGACGUCAUAGCCGGCACUCUUUACGGCCACAUGAACACCGAUCACUUCAUCGUGCAGGACUUCGAAGAAGUCGAUGACAAUGUCGCCAAUGGAUAUGAGAUUAUCCAGAGCUCCAAGAGAGGCGUCGUCGCCGCUGACGAGCCAAAGUUUGGCAUCCAGUCUGCCACCAGUUACCUCAAGGAUCUGAGAGACAGCUGGACCAAAUUGCCAAAGCCUCAGGCGAACAAGGCCCACAAGGCUUCGGAAAUGUUCAAAAGCAUACGCGAUUCAAGCGACGAGGCUCGCCCUGACUGGGAAAUUGCAGAGCUGAUUGAGGAGUACCUACAUGAAGGUGCAGAGAUCCUCAAAAAAGGCAAGAAGCAUAAGGGAAAACACGACCCAGAUGACUACGAAGCAGAAAUCGGAGGUCGCUUUGCUGAGAGAUUCAGCAUCUCCCACGUCUCGCCCAGCGUUGUACCCAACUAUUUCCCCACCAUCCGUGUCUACGAGUACAACAUCACAGGGCUUGAUAGAAAACUGCCUUAUGCCGCUGAGGACCAGUACGCGAUGAGCUCGCAAGAGGGCUUCGAAGAGUCCGACGAACAGGAUCUGGAGGAAGAAAUCACCGAAGACGGAGAUUUGGAAGCUGAACGCAAGAAGAAAAAGAAGAAGCCCAAGAAGCACAGAUUCACAGUGCCUAAGCCACCUUCAAAAUCCGCCCCUCCUGGACCAGCAUACUCUCCACAGUCUCUGACUCUGUUGGGAUUUGUUCAAUACUACGCCAAUUUGACUCGUAUCAACAACGACUUCUUCGGAGACGAUGCAGAGCAGCAACGGUGGAAGGACGGCAAACACAAUGGCAAAAAGCCCUUCGAUGAGGACCGUAAACCUCACCCAACAAACUUUACCUAUGAGGUCUUGUACGAUACUCGCAGCGACAAGGUCUACAAGCUCAAAGAUCUCACGACGAGGAGCUACCUUCGCCUAGCACAGCGCAUUGCAGGGGUCAAGCCUAGAAAGAGCGAUGUGCAGAUGUCAGAUGCGGUUGACGAGAUCGAAGGACACGAGGCAUUUGACGCCGACCAAGAACAAGUCGACGUGGAUGCUACCAGGAAGAAGCACAAGAAGAAGGGCAAGAAGGAUCACAAGAAGAAGUCGCGCAGAGAGAACAAGCCAUGGUAUACGUUCGUCAGGCGGGCGUUUGUGCAUACGGUUGAUCCCGAUGAGAUCGAAGAAGAAUUUGGGCCAUGAGCAUGCAUCAGUGGCGUUUGAGACAUACAUUGCAUAGAUAGCUGUUAAAGAUGAAUGAAAUGUAGAGUUAUGAUACCCAUUUCG
Molecule: messenger RNA, 2464 nt
Organism: Aureobasidium pullulans EXF-150
Lineage: Eukaryota; Fungi; Ascomycota; Dothideomycetes; Dothideales; Saccotheciaceae
Product: Endopolyphosphatase
Exons: 3
Coding region: 239-2380 (713 amino acids)
Biological process (GO): polyphosphate catabolic process
Cellular component (GO): membrane; fungal-type vacuole
Molecular function (GO): exopolyphosphatase activity; endopolyphosphatase activity
Source: RefSeq, a predicted model, not a curated record